Molecule: messenger RNA, 984 nt
Organism: Letharia columbiana
Lineage: Eukaryota; Fungi; Ascomycota; Lecanoromycetes; Lecanorales; Parmeliaceae
Exons: 3
Coding region: 1-984 (327 amino acids)
Molecular function (GO): metallopeptidase activity
Source: RefSeq, a predicted model, not a curated record
AUGGGCCUCGUAGUCGUUGUCAGAUGGAUUUCUUCCCUGUUGACAGCUCUCUCACCAUUUCCUUGGCAAAUUUCAUCCGUACAAAGAUCAGACCCAAUCACUCUGGCAGACUUCAAUAAUAUCUUCACCAACGCUCCGGACCCUAAUAGGCCAGGUGGCUGUAGUAGAACCCUCGGAACGUCUAUUCGGGAUGGUAUUGGCCUCUCACUUGCAGCCCUCAACGACGCUUUGAACAUAAUCAAAGGGGCCUCAGAUCAACUGGGUUAUGACAGUGUGGAUGGUACAAAGAAAGGGAAAACGCUUCGACAACUUCUAUUCCUAUUCUUUGGCUUCAGAUUUGAUCCAUUCGGCGGUGUAGAUAUGGACAAUUGGCAUGAUUACCAGUAUGUGCGAGUCAAUGGCAAGCUGUUCACCUAUAGAUACGUCGCUUCUUACAACGACAAUGGUAUUGGUCAUAGGACAAGAUGGAAUCUCAGUCUGUGCCCAUGUGCGUUCAGCAAUUCCCCAGUUAGCUAUUAUGGGGAACCAGGCAGUGGCACAGAAGCUGCGCCAGAACUGCUUAAGGUGUAUAUGAGGUCAAUAAGUGUUACGACGGCCCACGAGCUGUUCCACCUAACGUCAGAUUCAGCCAUCAUAGACCAACCUGAAGUGGUAACGCCAAACAACGACGGGAACGCCAUCCAGAAGAUGAAGGGAUUGCCGCAUGAUGUGAGCCAAAUGAGAUGGCCUCAAAGCACAAAGCGCAAUACUUACGGUGUUACGAUGUCGGGGUGGCUAGGGUUUGCUAUGCCCAACCUAGCUCAAAACAAUGCAGAUAACUAUGCGGCCUUCGUGCUGUGUCUCAGAUACCCGACCUUGGACUGCGUGGGUACUUUUGCGAUCAGCGUUAGCAAGAGGGAAAGCGUCCCGUUCACGGUCCCGCUGAAGGUGUCUCAGAAACUGAGAAACCAUGGAAUGUCUUCGACGAGGAAGAUGAUGAUGUAG